Drosophila ficusphila is the source of this 6876-nucleotide messenger RNA. It is a transcript of the gene mamo, whose product is annotated as longitudinals lacking protein, isoforms J/P/Q/S/Z. Gene Ontology annotation, cellular component: nucleus. Gene Ontology annotation, biological process: regulation of transcription by RNA polymerase II. The record is from RefSeq and is a predicted model, not a curated record. Gene Ontology annotation, molecular function: protein binding. NCBI's taxonomy places the organism in Eukaryota, Metazoa, Arthropoda, Insecta, Diptera, Drosophilidae.
UUUAGAGAUUAAUCUUCGGCUUUUGUGUAAUAAUAAUCUUUGCAAAGAGCGGUUAUUAUUCUUGUUCUAUUUACCGCUGCCUGCUGCAUAAGCAAACAGGCAGCGUAAGCUGUCACCGACAUGGGCAGUGAGCACUACUGCUUGAGGUGGAACAAUUACCAAUCCAACCUGUUAGGGGUGUUUAGUCAAUUACUACAAGACGGGAGCCUGGUGGACGUCACACUAGUUUGUUCAGAGGGCACAUCCAUCAGAGCCCAUAAGGUGGUCCUCUCGGCUUGUUCCUCGUACUUCCAGAGCCUGUUCCUGGAGCACCCCGAAAGACAUCCAAUUGUGAUAUUGAAGGACGUCCGUUUUGCCGAGCUGCAAACCUUAGUUGAAUUCAUGUACAAGGGCGAGGUGAACGUGCAAUACUGUCAGUUGUCCGCGCUGCUCAAGACAGCCGAAUCCCUCAAGGUUAAGGGCCUCGCCGAGAUGACGAACCAGAACACGACGCUGCGCGAACCGGAGCGGGAACCGGACCGCUUGCGUCCGCAGGGCGGCGGCGGCGGUAGCGGCGGGUCCGCCCACAAGGCGGCCGAUAGUCCGGCGGCCGCGCUGGAUGCCACAGCGGCGACACAGGCGGCGGCUGCCACGGCAACGGCAACAGCGGCGGCGGCAACAUCGACCUCAACCUCAGCGACAUCUGCGGCGGCAACAGCGGCAACAUCUGCGGCGGCGGGGAGCGGCAGCAGUGGCAGCGGUAGCGGUAGCAGUAGUACAACCACAACGGCGGCAACAACAACAUCAACAACAGCAGCGGCAGCAGCAGCAGCAGCAACUUGUGCCACAGCAGCAGCAGCAGCAUCAGCAUCGACGGCAGCAACAUCCUCGGGAACGACGGCAACAUUCGGUGUUGCACUCUCGGAGGAGGCAACCUCAUCAUCGAGCGGCGUCCAGAAGCGAGAGGCCAGCGAUCGCUGCAGUCCCACGCCCGCCAAGCGCUCCUCCCGUCUGCAUCCGGCGGACAAGGACGAAUCGCUGGAGGAUCGGGAGCGGGAGAGGGAGCAACAGCAGGCGGACGAUCUGCUGGCCGAGGAGCUGCUCGUUCGCAGUCUGAAGAACGAAGUCGAUAUGGAGGAGGCGGACGAGCUGGACGAGAACGAGGAAACGUUGCUGAGGGAGCGCGGCGAGGACGAGGAGGAGGAUGACGAGGAGGAGGAGGACACGCCCAUGCCGCUGGAUCUCUAUCAAAGACCCAAUGUCGAGCCAAAAACCGAGGCGGCAGCUGCAACGGCAACGCAGAGCGGCAGCAACAGCACCUGCAACACCAAUAGCAACAAUAAUAACAACAACAAUAACAACAACAACAACUCAAGCAGUAACAACAACAACAAUAACAAUGCCAGCAGUGGGAAAACAUCAGCGGCCAGCAAUGGCGGCACUGCAACAUCCGGCGGCGGUGGCGCCACAGCAGCGGAUUCCAUGGUUGCGGGCGACGACGACGACGAUGACGAGGAUGCGGAUCACCACGAGCGGCAGGCAGCCGACGAUCGCCUGGAGCAGGAUGCCCUCGACGAGGAGGAUCUCGACGACGAUGUGGUGGUGGUGAAUGCCGCAAUGGCCCGAGGAAUUGCCCAGCGGUUGGCCCACCAAAGCCUCCAACGAUUGCAUCAUCCCCACACGCAACACCAUCCGCACUCGCAUCCGCAUUCGCAUUCGCAUUCGCAUCCGCCGCAUCACCAGCACCACCACCAGCAGCAUCCGCAUCAUGCCCACCAUCCGCACUCGGAUGACGAGGACGCCAUGCCCGUGAUUGCCAAGAGCGAGAUCCUCGACGAUGACUACGACGAUGAGAUGGAUCUGGACGACGACGACGAGGCGGACAACAGCAGCAACGAUCUGGGUCUCAACAUGAAGAUGGGCGGCGGCAGCGCUGGUGGCGGAGGAGCGGGUGGCGGGGGAGUGGACCUGUCCACUGGCUCCACGCUGAUACCCUCGCCGCUGAUAACGCUUCCCUCUUCGUCGGCGGCAGCGGCUGCAGCAGCAGCAGCAGCGGCGGCGGCGGCGGCCAUGGAAUCGCAACGCUCGACGCCGGCGAUCUCGGCGGUUCAGGGAGCGGGCGCCUCGGACCUCAGUAUUGGCGGAUCCGGCGGCAGGCCGGCGUCACGCAGUUCCCGCGACGGCGGCGGCAACGAUGGCAGGGGAGGCGCCUCCUCGUCCAGCUUGCUCAGUCCCGGAACGGUGGCCAACCUACUGCCCGUGCAAUCGGUGCCAUUGAGCCUCAAGAAGGAGAUCGAUUGCAGCGAGGACGACAACAGCAGUCACAGCAGACACAUGCAACAGCGUUCGGCAUCAGCUGGCGGCGGCCUGGGCGGCGACCUUGACUACCGCGCCUCCCACGAGUCGGAAACGUCCGAAUCGCCCCACCAACAACAACAGCCCCCACCACACGCUGUGGGCGUUGGGGCGGCCGCCGCUCUGCUGCACCACCAACAGCAGCAGCAGCAGCAGCAGCAUCCCCCUCACAGCCCCCCGCCGCCGCCGAUGCACAUGUGCAUCUACUGCCGCAUGGCGUUCCCCAACCAAUCGAAACUCACCCGCCACCUGUUGACGCACUCGCUGAAGACGCUCGAGUACCGCGAACCGGCCACAACGGCGCUAUUUCACUCGCACCUGCUCGGCGAUCUGAAUCUGGCCGCCGCCGGCCUGCCAUCGCCGUUCGCCUUUCAGAUGAACGCCGCCGCAAUGGCGGCCACUUCCGGCAGCGAUACACAGGAGCAGGUGGCAGCGGUGGCCGCCGCCUUUGGCAUCGAGAUGGAGGCGGCCCUUUCGCUGGCCAGCGCCGGUUGCACCUUUCAAAGUUUGACGGCCAGUUGUCUGGAAGCGACGGCGGGCGGUGGAGGCGGAGGAGGCGGUGCCAGGGGGGCGGUGGUGCGCUCGUCCACUUCCGCCGGAAAUGGCGCUGGCCUGCUGCUCGGAAGCGGCGGAAGUGGCAGUGGCUCGGGGGCUGCGGCGGCAACGGGCGGCAGCGGCGGCUGUGGUGGUGGUGGAGCGGGCAGCGGUGGUGCUGGCAGCGGCACCGCCAGCGGUUCCCUAUCCCCAUCAACAUCCGCCGCAGCAGCAGCAGCGGCGGCAGCGGCGGCCGCCGCACAAUCGCAGUCAGCGUCGCUGCUGGGCGCCGCGUCCAGUGAUCCGAAUAGUGUUGUCAUGUGUGAUCGACCAUUUAAAUGUGAGUUUUGUGGCAAAGCGUUUAAGCUGCGCCACCACAUGAAAGAUCAUUGUCGCGUGCACACCGGCGAACGGCCGUUCCGAUGUACUAUGUGCGGAAAAACUUUCUCGCGCUCCACGAUACUCAAGGCGCACGAGAAAACGCAUUUUCCCAAGUAUGGGCGCAAGUUUUUCUCACCCAGCAGCCCGGUCGAUACAAAGGAUGAGUUGCCGCAAUAGUGAAACGAUUUUAGUUUGUUAUUAAAUUAUUAUUAUUACUACUAUUACUACUAUAAUAAUAACAAUAACAACAACAACAACAGCAACAAUAAUAAUGCAAACUACUUGCAAAACACCAACAACAACAACAUCAACAACAUCAACCAAUUCAAUUACAACAACAAUUGAUGAGGAAAACGAGCGAACAAGAACUUUGACUUACUUAAGGAGGAAAAACAAGGAAGAGGAGGAGAGACCAAUACAACACCAAUACACAAACACAACAUCAGCCCAAACACAAAUACACACACCCACUUAUAUGUAUAUACCGUUGAAACCAUGUAUAUACAUAUGUAUAUAUUUUAUUAAUUAUGUAAACGAGGAUUCAGUUCUAAAAGUUCUGUGCGAAAAGAAACUCUAGCAAAUAGGAAAGAGACAGCAACACACCAACACCUACACCAACACAACUAAACAAAAGAAAACAAAACACUCACAGACACAAUAGAGCAGGCAGGCUAUAACCGUACACAAAACAUCUAUAUUAAUAUAUACAUUAUACACAUUAUAUAGCAGCAUAUUGUCGAAUUGUUGAAGUUUAUACCAAGAAGCGAACUUGUUUUUUUUUUUUUUUUUUUUGAUGAUGAUACACAGGAUAGAGUCCUUGGAGAUAGAUGUGAGGAAAUACUGGGGAAGAUAUAUCCCCGUUUUUUGGAUGGCAGUAAGAGAGGGAGAAUCGUUUUUUCUACCCAGGAAAACAGUUAAAGCGCAGCGUGAGAGUUGUAGCAGGAAUCUAAUAAAAAUGAUAUAUAUAAUAUAUAUAUAUAUAUAUGAUAUAUAUAUUUUUCAAAAGUAUAUGUUAGAGAAUGUAAGACAUAUAGGCAAGAAAGAAAAAGCGCAAAAAAAUUGAAAAGAAAUUUACAAAAAUAUUAAAAACAUAAAAAAUUGCUAACUAUACAUGAUACAAUUGAUCUAAUUGAAUACGAUUUAGUAAUGCUAGCGAUAGCGAUUAACGAUAACGAUAACGAUAAACAUAAACGUAAUGAAAAGAACAGUGAACACACGUGAUGUAACUUUUUAAGUAGCAGCCGAAGCCGAAGGAUCCGAGAACCUAGAAUGUUGACGAUAAUAAUAAAGCGUUAAAGUAGCUUAAAGUAAACAUAAUCCCUGUCCCCGAUCGAAAAGAUAGAGAACCCCAACACCCGCAGGACUAGAAACGGUCGAAAUCAGUAGAAGCAAAGUGAACUGGUGAACAGAAAUCCAACACCAAUUCAAAACUAAACCAAGUAAAAGCAAAGUAACUGGGGACACUGAAAACAACACAACACAAAAUCCACACAACAAUUCAACAGUUCACCAACUCAUCAAGUGUAGCAUUCUUUUGUGCGUCUUUGGUUUUUAGUUUUGAGCAAGAGAACGCAGUCGAACAUACAUAUCCCCCAAAACACCAAUACACAAGAGAAAAACCACAGGCUGAUCGGCUACAGAUCGAAUCGCUAUAUAGAGGACUAUUUUCGAUAGUGAGUUAGUGCAACUUAGUCCCCCGAUCCCCUCGCUCACACACGCGUAUAUUAUACACUCACAGAACUUAUUAUACAGUAACAUAUACAUAUAUCUAUAUACAAUAUUUAUAUAUCUAUAUAAACCAGAUGCAGAAACCGAAACAGAGACAUUUUUGGAAUUCAGAUAAAAUUUGAUAAAUCGAAAAUGCAAAUGCAAAUGCAAAUGAAAAUGAAAAUGAAAAGCAGCAGCAGCAGAAUUACAUAGAAUAUCUGUGAUCUUAACGAUAUUUAUAUAAAUCUUAUACAUAAACCAAAAAUAUAUAUAUGUAUAUGAGUAGUAGAGGGAAAAAAACACACACUAGGAAUACCAACUAAGGGUAGCUGUAGCGAAGAAAAAAAACAGAACAUUUGGCUUGAAGAUCACCCGAAAUUCUUGACGCAAACUCACAUGUUUUCCCCCACUUCUUUUUGGUAUACCAUUAACAUUACCAACACCCUACCAAGUUUACUUUGCUUUGAAAGAGACCACACCCCCUUUGGCUUUACGAUUAUGAAAUGUGCUAGUAACUAAAGCAGACAAAGGGAGAGCUUAGAUAUAUCCAAGCGUUAAAUAAGUAAUCAUAGAUUUUUUGUUCUCUUCUUUGGCUGAUGGAAUUUGAAGCUCCUCAGACCCUCGGAUCCCUAUUUCCACCCACUCAAGUGAUUAGCCCGGCAACAACAGCAAACGAAACAACAAGAAAUGCAAAUCGAUCUCAAAAUUAUAAACAAAUGAAAACAAAAAUUAUCUAUAAAAACCAAGGAAGUUUUGUGACAAAACUUUUGUGGCUGAGGCUAAGCGUGAAAAUCGAGGGAAAACCAUUAUCUCGUUUCUGCGGUUGGCGCAAAGAUUUUUUUUUUCGAUUUUUGGCAACGGAUUGGGAACAGUAAGCUGCAAAAAAAAACCAAAACAAAAACAAAACUAAAUAUUAAGAAAAAGAGGCAACAACAAAACGCACAUUAAGCACGCUAGACAAAAUUCAAAAUUCUAAAUUUUAAACCAAAAAUAUAAAAAACCUUUUGGCAAGAAACGAAAAACGAAAACAAACACAAAACUUUUGGAUUAAACAAUUUGGCUGUGAUAGCAUUACAAGAAUAGUGAAUAAUUAAUGAAUAACAAAAUAUUUAACCAAAAAAACCAAAAAGGAAAAGAGGGGGGAGGAAAUUAUUUGCUUUGCAUUUUGAAAAAGCGAGGAAAAGCGUUGCCAUUUUUUCACCUUUGUUGUUGGCUUACUUUUCUCAUGCAGUAUUAGAGGAUUUUUAGGGGAGUAGAAGCAACAGGCAUCAAUUCAAUAAUUGUGAUGUUAAAACAAAAGCUAACGGAUAUCUGCAUAAAUAAUUAUCCAACAUAAUCAAGCGUAAACGAAACAAAAUUUAACCUUUAGGAACAAAUGAAGAAAAAGAAAGCAAAACAAAAUUGUGAUUUUCGGCCUUUUAGAAACAAAAUUAUAAACAAUUAAUAACGAUAAACGUAAUGAGUAAAUAAAUAUAAAAAAACCAAAAGCUUUCUCGAUGAUUUUAAUUGCAUUUCAAUAGGGGAAAUUAGAAACCAAAACGGGAAACAAUUGAUUUUAUUUUCGGCAAAGCCAGACAAAAAAAAUUUUGCACAGCCGCCGCAGAAAAAAAAACAGGGAAAAUCGAGAGAAGAAAACCAAAACAUUCCAAGGAAAUAAAAGUAGACAAAUGGUGGAAAAGGAUGGUCGAGGGUUGGGGGCUUCAAUUUGAAAGGAAAUAUUUUUUUUUUUUUGCUAUUUUUUUAAUUAAAUAAAUGCACUGAAAACAACCCCCACACACACUCUCACAUACAUACACACAAUGUUUCAUGCUCUGUGUCUCUUAUAAAUUUUUUUUAUAUAAACACCCACAUAAAUAUAUAUGAACAUAUAUAUAUUUAGUUCUAAAUGUUUAAGCGAAAUGUUAUUAUUAUUAUACCAAC